Messenger RNA from Populus euphratica (Euphrates poplar), 1354 nucleotides. Its product is annotated as thioredoxin-like protein CDSP32, chloroplastic. The record is from RefSeq and is a predicted model, not a curated record. The transcript has a single exon. NCBI's taxonomy places the organism in Eukaryota, Viridiplantae, Streptophyta, Magnoliopsida, Malpighiales, Salicaceae. Gene Ontology annotation, molecular function: oxidoreductase activity, acting on a sulfur group of donors, disulfide as acceptor. The coding region runs from base 187 to 1086 and encodes 299 amino acids.
AGUGUCAUAAAAAUCUAACCCCAUCCAACUGUGUGGAUAAUGAGAACUACAAAAAAAUAUGUGGAUACUAUUUAUGGUCACUGAGAUUUUCAUGAUAAUUCCCCAGCUCUCUUCUCCAUUUUGUUCUGUGCUUAGCUCCUCUCAGGUUCUCAAUUGCCUAGACCUUUUCUCUACAAGCUUCUUUCCAUGGCUGCUAUCACAAAUUUUUUGUCAAAACCACCAUUGUCUCUUUCAAACACCCCUAAAUUAAGCCCUCCUUGUUUGCACAGUUCCUUCUUAGCACCCUUUGUUACUAAAGAAGUUAAACCCCUAGCAGCAAAACUUGGUACAGGAAGAACUCACUUUAUGACGAAGGCUACAGCUGCCCCAGGGACCAAAAAACCUGUCAACGAUGAAAAAGUACAAAAAAUUCACAGCGUAGAGGAGUUCGAUGAAGCACUUAAAACUGCAAAAAACAAGCUUGUUGUUGUAGAAUAUGCAGCAAGCCACAGUUACCAUAGCAGUCAAAUCUACCCUUUUAUGGUAGAGCUUAGCAGAACCUGCAACGAUGUAAAUUUCCUUCUUGUGAUGGCAGAUGAAUCAGAGAAGACUAGAGAGCUUUGCAAGAGAGAAAAAAUUGAAAAAGUUCCACACUUUAGCUUCUACAAGAGCAUGGAGAAGAUUCAUGAAGAAAAAGGGAUUACCCAAGAUACGCUGAUGGGAGAUGUUUUAUACUACGGUGAUAAUCACUCUGCUGUUGUGCAGCUGCAUCGCAGAGAAGACGUGGAGAAGUUGAUUGAUGAUCAUAAAGCUGAUCACAAGCUGAUUGUUCUUGAUGUGGGGUUGAAGCAUUGUGGGCCAUGCGUGAAGGUUUACCCAACGGUGAUUAAGUUGUCAAGGCAGAUGUCUGAUACUGUGGUUUUUGCACGAAUGAACGGUGACGAGAAUGAUAGCUGCAUGCAGUUUUUGAAGGACAUGGACGUUGUUGAGGUGCCUACUUUCUUGUUCAUCAGAGAUGGUAAGAUUUGUGGAAGGUAUGUAGGAUCUGGUAAAGGAGAACUUAUUGGAGAGAUUCUUAGAUACCAAGGAGUUCGUGUUACCUACUAAGAGUAUAAUUUACAAAAAAUCAAUCGUUUGUUUAAGGAACUGAGAUUGGAUUAGAUAAAAUUUAGUUAUCAAAACCAUGAGGUAGCCAACAAAUUCGGACUGGGAAAAUACAUGUAGCCAUAGAAGUAAAAGGCCCUUGAACUCGAUUCCACUUGUGCUAUUUUGACAUGGCUUCAGUCGAGGAAGUCCAUGUCUUGUCUAGUGGUGUUGUAUACAUUGUUGGCUAUUAUCAAUUUGUUUUAUAUCUGUACCUUUUUUUUCAUCCUUU